This is a messenger RNA of Boeremia exigua, 5570 nucleotides long. Its product is annotated as nucleoporin Nup186/Nup192/Nup205. The record is from RefSeq and is a predicted model, not a curated record. Gene Ontology annotation, cellular component: nuclear pore; nuclear pore inner ring. Bases 86 to 5098 code for a protein of 1670 amino acids. The transcript has 2 exons. Gene Ontology annotation, biological process: nuclear pore organization. NCBI's taxonomy places the organism in Eukaryota, Fungi, Ascomycota, Dothideomycetes, Pleosporales, Didymellaceae. Gene Ontology annotation, molecular function: structural constituent of nuclear pore.
AACACGCCUCUGGUCGCGCUCCACCGCACAAUUGCCUGUCCACGCCGCCGGCGCACGAUGCGCAGUGCCUCCCCGCGACUCUCCCAUGGCUGACGAAGACAGCCUCGCCGCCCUCCAGGGCCUGCACCGCGACCUCUGCGCCCACAUCGACCUGCAGCUGCCCGUGCUCGAGCGGCUGGUGCUGAACCUGGAGGCGCAUCUGGAGGAGUUCAAGACGCUGCUGGACAAGAAGCCCAAGAGCGAUGCAAGCAGGCGGCUGCUGUCGGCCGGCAAGAUCACCAUCGACGACAAUGAGUACGAGGUCAACGACGACUUCAAGCAGCAGACGCUUGAGCUGGCCGACGCGCUGGACCUGGACGAAGUCGAUGCCGCCGCGCUCUUCAUGGGCGCUGCGACCGAGGCGCAGGAGCUGGACCGCACGCAGCUACAGACGGCCGUCAUUCGCUUCCACCGCCGCCGCGAGUACAUUCUCCUCUGCCUGCGCAUUCUGACCAAGACCACACUGGACAACGGAGAUGGCGGAGAGACGGAGAUUGAAGGUCUGUCCACGCUGCAGAAAGCCGUGCAGAUCAUACUGGGCGUGGACGGUGGAGCGAACCUGGUCAAUGCGUAUGGAUACUGGAACAAGUGCUUGACGGGCAUGUCCAACGUCGAGAAGUGGCUGCAGCAGAUCAUGGAACGCGUCCAGAGCACCCAAGUGGUUGGACAGGUGCCCCUGCCAGGCUUUGUUGAGAUCAUGGACUUCCAGCGUCAGAGCCUGACGAGACAGCAUGAGAAUCUAUCUGCCAUCUGCACGCACAUGAUCAAGGCUGGCUAUGUGAACGUCGACAACUAUAAGGCGCUGCUGGCCAAGGCAAAGACUCUCGAACGCCACGACAUCAUUACGAUACACUACGUGCCCAUGAUCAUCCGAUUGACGGGCUGGACUGCCAUCGAAAGUAAUGUUAUGCUGCGGGACGCGCGCGCCCUCCACGACUCACUGAUGGCCGAACUCGACAGCCCCAGCUGGGCACUGAGGAACCUCCAUGCGGCGACCUUGGCAUGGUGGUUAGCCGAGUACAGUGGCCGCUACGUGGACCCCAACGACCGUGACCCUGCCAUACGGGGUGUCGAUCUCAAGGCUGAGGCCGAGACUCGCUCCGACCAAUUCAUUCGAACUCUUAACGAUGGUGCCUUCCACUUCAUGCUGUCUGUCAGUCAGGAUGUGCGGCCAACUAGAUGGUACGACCCACAGAAGACAAGUAUGCUAUCGACGCUCCUGCAGGACACCGCUAUGCUCAGUUCUGAGACCACACAGCCUGAGGAGUUUUUCAAGGUACUCCUGAUGGAACAACUGCAAACAUUCGUCGACUCCUUCAUUACGCAUAUGCCAGAUACGCUGCGAAAGCUGAAAGUCGAGGAGGAUGACCAACGGAGACGGCUCCAACUGCAGUUCCAGCGGUCGACCGGGGAGUACCCAUUGCAUCUAGAGAGAUUUAUGGUCAUCGUAGCAUACGCCUUCGACGGUUUCCCCGAUGCGGCCGGUGACUUUUGGAACGACAAGGAAAGCAAUCUCUACGGAUUCCUGCAAUGGGCAGCCAAGAGACAGCCAACUCCUCGUAUUGCCAUGUUCUGCGAAAUGCUGCGGGCAAUCUCGACCGACCAGGAGAACGCAGAUUGUGCACACAAAUUCCUGCUUGAAGAGGGUGCUUCGGCAUCUGGAAAGAUACGACGCACGAGUUCUUUGAGUUAUACACACAUCUUCAACGAGCUCGUGGAGUUUGACCGUGAUAUCCACGAGCCGAAGAAGGCGACCCAGGUCGGUAUAUUUGCACAAUCGCAAACGCCAGCCGACCAGAUUGUCGAACCUGAAAGUGCAACCAUGCUAGAAAGCUAUCUGCGUCUUCUAGCUCAUCUUUGCAGAAACAGUUUUGCUGCGCGCCAAUGGAUCCUUGACUUGAAAGAGUACAACUAUCUGGGUAUCUGCUUCGGCUUAUGCACAGACAAAGUCGAGAGUGGGUUAAGGGCAGCGGCAUACGAUGCGCUAUCAGCUUUGUUGGUGGGCAAAGAUGUCCACCGCGCCAGUGUCAUCUGGAACACUCUAGACGACUGGACAGUUAGUGGCUUCUACGUCGCCUCAAAACCAAGCAAUGCCCUCGUAUCGACACCACGAGAGGACUUCUGGCCCACCUUAGCUGAUGGGUACGAUGAGGCAAUUGCUUUCGUGCGACUGCUUCACAGCCUCAUUGAGCCUUAUCCAGAGAGCGAAGGGCUAAAUGACGGCUUGCCGUUUCCUGAAACUCUUGGAUCGUCACGCCGCAUGCCAGGAAUUGAGGGCUAUAUUGACUUCGUUAUGCAACAAGUUUUCGCGGAGCGUUCGCAGGAGGUCCUUGACCCGUUGCAGCGUAACGUCAUGAGGUGCACAUGUUUGCGUUUCAUCGUAACAUGUCUCUCCACCUUCAACGAGAACCUCGUUGUCUUUGCCAACAAGUCCAGCAUACCCGUUGACUCUGUCAUCGACUCUUCUUCUCUCGCUGCAUACAUCGCAAUGCACCCUUACACCCGUGUCAUGGAAUGGAUAUUCAAUGACAAGGUACUCAAAGCUCUUUUUUCAGCUUCACACCAUGAUGUCAGCGAAGUUGACGCUGCUCCAUCAGAUUCGCCUCUCAUACAAACACUCAUGCUGAGUAUCGAAGUCAUGGAUCAGGUCAUGAAGUUGCAGGCCACCUACCUUGAUAUAGUCAGGCCUACACUGAAGCAGCAAUCGUCGACGCAGGGAUCUCCGGUCUCCAAUGUUUCACUUGCGUCUUUUGAAGAUGCAAUUUUGAACAACCUCCAGAUCGUGGUUGACCUCGGCCUGUAUUGUGGUACCGGUCAUGAAGCAUUGACUAUUGCUUCCCUACAACUUUUACAGAAGCUAGCAUCGUCAAGGAAGCUUGCUGUAUCACCAGCUGGUUUCGGACAACGAUCUGGCCGCAGCAAAAUCGUCGGUGUCCUGGAACGAGACAAUGAAGCAGAGAGGAUUGGCCGAUCCUUGCAUGGCUUGAUGCGGUUCAGUGCGGAAGAACUUGAAGCCGGUGAGGAAGCAUCUGGAUACGUCGUCAAGCUUCGAGUGCUUGAAUUCCUGAAUAGCUGCCUUGCGGCAGUGUCCACCAGACCGACGAUCGCCCAUAUCUUGCUUGGCUUCUCGUGUGAAAGCAGCACUGUUCGCAUUGCCGAAGACAGUCUGUGGUCACAGGGCAAGGCCCUGUUCCAUGCUAUCCUCCUUCUAGCGGUCGAGUACCCUGACAACGACGGGGAACAAUUCGUGGCCUGGAGAUCCGAGCUCAAGACCCGCUGCUGGGACGUCCUUCAAAAGCUGUGGCGUUCACCAUUGACCAGUGCGAUCGUCAUGGAUGAGCUGCGAGACAACGAACUCCUGUUCAUCGAGGCACCGCGCCUGACACCAAUCAACGUUGACAUCUCCUGGGAAGGCUUGUCUCUCGUGCAGGGCCUGGAGCUUCUCGCUACUGGCGACUACUCCGAGUUCUUUUCAGGAUCUCCAGCGCUUGCGUUGCAAAGCUUCCUUCAGCGGCGAGCUGCUUUCUUGGACUACGAAUCGCGCGAACUUCGUUUGACUAUCAAGCAGAGCUUACCUUCAAUGAAGUCGAGGAUACAGUCCUUGCUUCUCGGUACCACCGUUCGGCCUGGCGAGGAUCCAACGCCAAACCCUAACAUAUUCGAUCUGUUUGACUUUAUCGAAUUUGUGUACCCAGAACGCACUUUGCCGGAUCAACAUCGGUUCUUCGAAGGCGUCAAUCUUGCCUCAUGUCAGGAGGAGAAGGAUGGGGAUCUGUUGUACUCGUUGCCGUUACUUCAGCAGGUCAUCCUGCUGAAGAUGAAGUUCUGGAAGAAAGAUGGACUCAUCGAAGAUGAGUUCCAAGAAGCAGAGCUAGCGCAAGAAGCCGAGUUGUUGUUAGCCGUCUUCGCUGAUUGGAAUCGUCGAGCUCAGUUGACACGCUACCACAAGGACAUCCUGCAGUCAUGGGUACAAGUCCUCAUGGUGACCGUGCACAGCUGCGAGUUCGAGGAUGGAGCAAGGGCUUCUUUCAUCCUGCAGACACUUCAGGUCAUUCUACCGAAGCUGGAACAAUCGUACAAUGCCGACGUCUUCACUGCUCUGCAGCUUGCUGGCUUAGCCGAAGCACUCAUUCAGAAGGUUGACUUCACAUCGACGGCAUUCGACAAGACGGGUGACUUCUCAAACGACCGUUUGAGCCAGCUCUUCCGCGCAGCCCUUACGGGUGUCUACAGCUCGAUCUCUACGCCCGAGCUACGUGAGUACUGCUACCAGAUUUGUUUCAGGUACAUCAACGGCACAUUCGAGAAGGCAACACUCAACUCUCCGCUGGGUCGCCACACGCUCAAUGCCAUUAAGAAUGGCGGCAGCCACCUUCUCGAGAUCGUUUGUGAUGACGCAUACAGUGGACAAGGGACGUGCAAAAUCUCCGCUCUCCUACUACUGAACGCCCUCGUUGCAGUCGCCACCCGCCAGCAGUCAAAGUACGUACUCGAAACCUUCGUAUCGCUCAACUUCAUGGGCGUCCUCGUCGACAACAUCAAGCACAUCCCCGAGGAACUCCGCGCCGCCGCCGCGCCCCAAGUAUCCAGCCUCCUGUCCUACUACGACGCCAGUCUCGCCCUGCUCCUGCGCAUCUCCCAGUCGCGCCUCGGCGCCGCCUACGUGCUCAACGCCGGCCUAUUCCCUGCCGUCCGCGACUCGCAGAUCUUCGCCGUCGACCCAGACAUCGGGCUCGAGUUCGACAACCCCAACGCCCUCAAGAAGUACUACGAGCUCAUGCUCGCCGUCCUGCGCGUCGUCAACGCAGCCGUCAUCGCAAGGGGCCGCCAGAACGACCAGUCCGUCUUCCAGGCCCGCGAGUUUCUUAAGGAGAACAGACACAGCAUGGUCGCGGUCUUCAAGCGCAGCGUCAAUGUCGGCGGCGGCGAGAAGGUGGAGACACAGCAGGAUCUUGCGGAUCUCGUCGACUGCUGGACGGUUUUGGUCGACGUUACUGGGUUUUUGCAGUAUGAGGAUUCUUCCACGCUGAAGCAGGGGCGCAGUAAUAUGUUUUCGUAGACCGCGCUUUCUAGACUUCGGGGUGGGGACACGAUGAAUGCAAAAAGUUUGAAUCUCAGAGCGCUGUUUUUGCUCUUUGCUGCUGUGGAUGACCCUGUGAAGCUGUUCUGGGGCGCUUUGUGGGUUGUGUGGUUGGUGUGUUGCUUCCCUGUGUCUUGUCCGGUUGUACGCGGCUUACAUUGAGAUCGGCGUACUGGUACGGCUGACCAGUUCCAAUGGCCUUGGCAGUUGUCCUGAGGCGCUGAAAAGGCGUUUGUGAGGAUCAUGAGGCGGCUGUCGUGUUGCUCCUUGUGUCUGGCCCAAUUAUACUCAUUCCAAGAAUCACGUGGGUAACGCUGCUCUUCUCCACGAAUCAACAGGCGUUGUGAAGCUGAGCCUCAAGAUCGAGCCAAUAACAUCUGGUGGCAGAUAACGCGAUUCUCGGACUUGUGGUUACCAUGGGCAUGAGUACGCGGCUCGAUUUGAUGAGCGG